UCCAGGCGAGCAGACAGUUGCAGAGGUGGUUGUUUGCUUUCACGUCGGUCUGGACCCGGGUGUCAGAAUGUCUUUUCCUAAGGCGCCCCUGAAAAGAUUCAAUGACCCGUCGGGUUGUGCUCCAUCUCCAGGUGCUUAUGAUGUUAAAACUUCAGAAGUAUCUAAAGGACCAGUGUCUUUUCAGAAAUCACAAAGAUUUAAAAACCAAAGAGAAUCUCUACAAAAUCCUCACAUUGACAAAGAUUCUACCUUGCUUGCUUCCACUAAAAAAGCAAAGACUUUGGUGUCAAAGAAGGAGCCUCAGAAGAAUGAUAAAGAUUUGAAGAGAUUAGAAAAAGAGAUUCGUGUUCUUUUGCAAGAGCGAGGUGCUCAGGACAAACGCAUCCAAGAUAUGGAAUCUGAGUUGGAGAAGAUAGAAGCAAAGCUAAAUGCAUCAGUCAGAGAGAAAACGUCUCUCUCUGCAAGUAAUGCUUCCCUGGAAAAAAGGCUUAUUGAACUAACCAGAGCCAAUGAGCUACUAAAAUCUAAGUUUUCUGAAGAUGGUCACCAAAAGAAUAUGAGAACUCUAAGCCUAGAACUGAUGAAACUUAGAAAUAAAAGAGAAACAAGGAUGAGGAGUAUGAUGGCUAAACAUGAAGGCAUGGAGCUGAAACUGCAGGCCACUCAGAGAGACCUUGUAGAGUCUCAGGGGAAAAUUGAACAACUGGAAGAAAAACUUGUUUCCAUAGAGAAAGAAAAGAUCGAUGAAAAAUCUGAAACAGAAAAACUCUUAGAAUACAUUGAAGAAAUUAGCUGUGCAGCUGAUCAAGUGGACAAAUACAAAUUUGAUAUUGCCCAGUUAGAAGAAGAUAUGAAAGAGAAGGAUCGUGAGAUUUUAUGUCUUAAGCAAUCUCUUGAGGAAAACAUUACAUUUUCUAAGCAAAUAGAAGACCUGACUGUUAAAUGUCAACUGCUUGAGAGAGAAAGAGAAGACCUUGCCAACAAAGCUAGAGAAAGGGCUGAAAGUCUCAGUGCUGAGAUACAGGUUGUCACACAGAAGCUGGUUCUGGAAAAAGAAGAAUAUGAAAAGCUACAACAAAAAGAAUUGCACAUCCAGUCACUUCUGCAGCAAGAGAAGGAACUGUCCGCCAGUCUUCAGCAGCAGCUCUCCUCUUUUCAAGAGGAAAUGACUUCAGAGAAGAAUGUCUUUAGAGAGGAGUUAAAGCUUGCCCUGGACGAGUUGGAUGAGGUACAGCAGAAGGAGGAGCAGAACGAGAGGCUGGUUAAGCAGCUGGAAGAGGAAAGGAAGUCAACUGCAGAGCAGCUGAACCGGCUCGAGGAACUUCUGAGAGAGAAAGAAGCUGAACUGGAAAAGAGUAAUGCUGCUCACGCACAUGCCACCUUGAUUGUGCAGGAGAGGCACAGUGACACAGUGCAAAAUCUUAGAGACGUCAUCGCUCAAUUGGAAAGCUGUAAAGCAUCAACGCUUAAAGAAAUAGAGGAUCUUAAGCUGGAGAACUUGACUCUACAGGAAAAAGUAGCCAUGGCUGAAAAAAGUAUAGAAGAUGCUCAGCAACAGAUAUUGGCAGCUGAGAGUACAAAUCAAGAGUAUGCAAGUUAUAAAGCAUCAACACUUAAAGAAAUAGAAGAUCUUAAGCUGGAGAACUUGACUCUACAGGAAAAAGUAGCCAUGGCUGAAAAAAGUGUAGAAGAUGCUCAGCAACAGAUAUUGGCAGCUGAGAGUACAAAUCAAGAGUAUGCAAGGAUGCUUCUAGAUUUGCAGAACAGAUCAACACUGAAAGAAACAGAAAUUAAAGAAAUCACAUCUUCAUUUCUUGAGAAAAUUACUGAUUUGCAAAAUCAACUCAGACAACAAGAUGAAGACUUUAGGAAGCAACUCAAAGAGGAAGAAGCAAGAAAAACAGAGAAAGAAAAUGCAGUGACAGAAUUAACCAUGGAAAAUGAUAAAUGGCGUCUCCUUUACGAAGAACUAUAUAACAAAACUAAACCUUUUCAGCAACAACUGGAUGCUUUUGAAGCAGAGAAGCAAGCAUUGUUGAAUGAACAUGGUGCAACUCAGGAACAGCUAAAUAAAAUCAGAGACUCGUAUGCAGAGCUACUGGGUCACCAGAAUCUAAAGCAAAAAAUCAAGCAUGUUGUGAAAUUGAAAGAUGAAAACAGUCAACUGAAAUCGGAAGUGUCAAAACUCCGAUCUCAGCUUUUUAAAAGGAAGCAAAAUGAGCUCAGACUUCAGGGAGAAUUAAAUAAAGCUCUGGGCAUCAAACACUUUGACCCUUCUAAGGCUUUUCAUCAUGAAUCUAAAGAGAACUUUCCCCUUAAGACUCCAUUAAAAGAAGGUAACACAAAUUGCUGCUGAAUUCAGAUGUAACAUCAAGGAUCAUGGAAGUAUACGUCUGAAAUACCAAUUGAAGAUUAUUUUCUUUAUUAUUCUUGAUAUUGUGUUUAUAGUAUAUAUUAUAUAAUGUAUUUAAUUUCAACUGCCUAUUUUUAGGUAUAUGAAAGGAAAUUCAGCAUUUGUUAUCAAAAUGUCUUGAUUGUAGAGUUCUUUCUACUCUGGUAAAGAGUGGAAAGGCUAAAGCACUUUGGCUUGCCCUUGUUUUUGCAAUGAUUUACUGAUCAUGCUCACUCUGGCCUCUGUCAUCCAUCUUCUUUUCACUCCAAACAGAAAUAAGGGCACCCUAAACUCCACAGUAACCUUGGUUAUUUGUUUUCUUCUUUUUUUAAUCAAAGUCACUGGAUUAUUUUAAUUAUUUCUAAAUUCUUUGGCUCUAUUCCAGUUGUAAAUUAAAACAUAUAACGGCCUAUAAACUUAUAUUUUUUUUGGAGAUUACCCUGCUAAUUUUUAGAUACAUUGGAAAUCUAAAAUUUUGGGGGUGGGAGUGUUGUGAGACAGGGUUUCUCUCUUUAGCCCAGGCUGUCCUAGAACUCUAGACUAGGCUGUCCUUGAAUUCAGAGAUCUGCCUGUCCCUGUCUCUUAAUUGAUAGGAUUAAAAGCAAGCACACCACGCCCAGGCUCAAGGAAAUCUGAAAAACUUUACAUAUUAAGAUUUUUAGAGAAUUUGUCAUCUGCAUAGCCUCUGAGUGUAUGUGGAAUAUAAAAUAAAGUCAUAUAGAA
Meriones unguiculatus (Mongolian gerbil) is the source of this 3115-nucleotide messenger RNA. RefSeq names its product hyaluronan mediated motility receptor (gene Hmmr). Gene Ontology annotation, cellular component: membrane. Gene Ontology annotation, molecular function: hyaluronic acid binding. The record is from RefSeq and is a predicted model, not a curated record. Lineage: Eukaryota; Metazoa; Chordata; Mammalia; Rodentia; Muridae. The transcript has 19 exons. The coding region runs from base 68 to 2356 and encodes 762 amino acids.